AUGGCCAGUGGGGACUCCCAUGGCCAGUGGGGACUCCCAUGGCCAGUGGGGACUCCCAUGGCCAGUGGGGACUCCCAUGGCCAGUGGGGACUCCCAUGGCCAGUGUGGACAUCCAUGACCAGUGGGGACAUCCAUGGCCAGUGGGGACUCCCAUGGCCAGUGGGGACUCCCAUGGCCAGUGGGGACUCCCAUGGCCAGUGGGGACUCCCAUGGCCAGUGGGGACUCCCAUGGCCAGUGGGGACUCCAUGGCCAGUGUGGACAUCCAUGACCAGUGGGGACAUCCAUGGCCAGUGGGGACUCCCAUGGCCAGUGGGGACUCCUAUGGCCAGUGGGGACUCCCAUGGCCAGUGUGGACAUCCAUGACCAGUGGGGACAUCCAUGGCCAGUGGGGACUCCCAUGGCCACACGGCAAUAAUUUGCGUGGGACGGUAAAUAUAUCCUCGUCGCUACCUCUACCUCCCCCAACACUUCCUCGUCGCUACCUCUACCUCCUCCAACACUUCCUCGUCGCUGCCUCUACCUCCUCCAACACUUCCUCGUCGCUGCCUCUACCUCCUCCAACACUUCCUCGUCGCUACCUCUACCUCCUCCAACACUUCCUCGUCGCUGCCUCUACCUUCCCCAACACUUCCUCGUCGCUGCCUCUACCUCCUCCAACACUUCCUCGUCGCUACCUCUACCUCCUCCAACACUUCCUCGUCGCUGCCUCUACCUCCUCCAACACUUCCUCGUCGCUACCUCUACCUCCUCCAACACUUCCUCGUCGCUGCCUCUACCUUCCCCAACACUUCCUCGUCGCUGCCUCUACCUCCUCCAACACUUCCUCGUCGCUACCUCUACCUCCUCCAACACUUCCUCGUCGCUGCCUCUACCUUCCCCAACACUUCCUCGUCGCUACCUCUACCUUCCCCAACACUUCCUCGUCGCUGCCUCUACCUUCCCCAACACUUCCUCGUCGCUACCUCUACCUUCCCCAACACUUCCUCGUCGCUACCUCUACCUUCCCCAACACUUCCUCAUCGCUGCCUCUACCUUCCCCAACACUUCCUCGUCGCUACCUCUACCUCCCCCAACACUUCCUCGUCGCUGCCUCUACCUUCCCCAACACUUCCUCGUCGCUACCUCUACCUUCCCCAACACUUCCUCGUCGCUACCUCUACCUUCCCCAACACUUCCUCGUCGCUGCCUCUACCUUCCCCAACACUUCCUCGUCGCUGCCUCUACCUUCCCCAACACUUCCUCGUCGCUACCUCUACCUUCCCCAACACUUCCUCGUCGCUACCUCUACCUUCCCCAACACUUCCUCGUCGCUGCCUCUACCUCCCCCAACACUUCCUCGUCGCUACCUCUACCUCCCCCAACACUUCCUCGUCGCUGCCUCUACCUUCCCCAACACUUCCUCGUCGCUACCACUACCUCCUCCAACACUUCCUCGUCGCUACCUCUACCUCCUCCAACACUUCCUCGUCGCUACCUCUACCUCCUCCAACACUUCCUCGUCGCUACCUCUACCUCCCCCAACACUUCCUCGUCGCUGCCUCUACCUUCCCCAACACUUCCUCGUCGCUGCCUCUACCUCCUCCAACACUUCCUCGUCGCUACCUCUACCUCCUCCAACACUUCCUCGUCGCUGCCUCUACCUUCCCCAACACUUCCUCGUCGCUGCCUCUACCUCCUCCAACACUUCCUCGUCGCUACCUCUACCUCACCCAACACUUCCUCGUCGCUGCCUCUACCUUCCCCAACACUUCCUCGUCGCUACCUCUACCUCCUCCAACACUUCCUCGUCGCUGCCUCUACCUUCCCCAACACUUCCUCGUCGCUACCUCUACCUCCUCCAACACUUCCUCGUCGCUACCUCUACCUCCCCCAACACUUCCUCGUCGCUACCUCUACCUCCUCCAACACUUCCUCGUCGCUACCUCUACCUCCUCCAACACUUCCUCGUCGCUGCCUCUACCUUCCCCAACACUUCCUCGUCGCUACCUCUACCUCCUCCAACACUUCCUCGUCGCUACCUCUACCUUCCCCAACACUUCCUCGUCGCUGCCUCUACCUUCCCCAACACUUCCUCGUCGCUACCUCUACCUCCUCCAACACUUCCUCGUCGCUACCUCUACCUUCCCCAACACUUCCUCGUCGCUGCCUCUACCUCCUCCAACACUUCCUCGUCGCUACCUCUACCUCCUCCAACACUUCCUCGUCGCUACCUCUACCUCCUCCAACACUUCCUCGUCGCUACCUCUACCUCCUCCAACACUUCCUCGUCGCUACCUCUACCUCCUCCAACACUUCCUCGUCGCUACCUCUACCUCCUCCAACACUUCCUCGUCGCUACCUCUACCUCCUCCAACACUUCCUCGUCGCUACCUCUACCUCCUCCAACACUUCCUCGUCGCUACCUCUACCUCCUCCAACACUUCCUCGUCGCUACCUCUUCCUCCUCCAACACUUCCUACGCUUCUUCACCACCACCACCACCACCACUUCCACUCAGCUGUUACCUAUGA
Molecule: messenger RNA, 2511 nt
Organism: Procambarus clarkii (red swamp crayfish)
Lineage: Eukaryota; Metazoa; Arthropoda; Malacostraca; Decapoda; Cambaridae
Source: RefSeq, a predicted model, not a curated record